AUGUCUGACGAUGAGGAGCGCGUCACCAUGCCCUUCAAGUUCGUGACAGCAGGCUUCGAUGCCCGCUUCCCGAACCAGAACCAGACCAAGCACUGCUGGCAGAACUACGUCGACUACCACAAGUGCAUUCUCGCCAAGGGCGAGGACUUCAAGCCUUGCCGUCAGUUCUACCUUGCCUACCGCUCUCUAUGCCCGGCAUCAUGGACAGGACGCUGGGAUGAUCAAAGAGAGAAUGGAACUUUCCCGACGAGGUUGGACCAAUAG
Fulvia fulva is the source of this 264-nucleotide messenger RNA. Its product is annotated as Cytochrome c oxidase subunit 12, mitochondrial. The record is from RefSeq and is a predicted model, not a curated record. Gene Ontology annotation, cellular component: respiratory chain complex IV; mitochondrion. The transcript has 3 exons. NCBI's taxonomy places the organism in Eukaryota, Fungi, Ascomycota, Dothideomycetes, Mycosphaerellales, Mycosphaerellaceae. Bases 1 to 264 code for a protein of 87 amino acids.